CGUGGAGGGAACCUUAUGGGCAGCCGUCUCCUACGAGGUAUCCUGACACGGUGGCCGCUGCGGUCAGUUCUCCAAGCCCAGCACUGCAUGCUCGCUCCAGAGUCCGGCCCGCCCCCUAAAAGGCCUUGCAACAGCCCCAUGGCGCCGCCGCGAAUCGGCACGCACAAUGGCACCUUCCACUGCGACGAGGCUCUGGCCUGCGCGCUGCUCCGCCUGCUGCCGGAGUACAGGGACGCAGAGAUUGUGCGGACGCGGGAUCCCGAAAAACUGGCCUCGUGUGACAUCGUGGUGGAUGUGGGUGGCGAGUACAACCCGCAGACGCACCGUUACGACCACCACCAGAGGACUUUCACAGAGACCAUGAGUUCCUUGUGCCCUGGGAAGCCAUGGCAGACUAAGCUGAGCAGUGCGGGGCUUGUCUAUCUGCACUUCGGCCAUAAGCUGCUAGCCCAGCUGCUGGGCACUGGGGAAGAGGACAGCGUGGUGGACACCGUCUAUGACAAGAUGUACGAGAACUUCGUGGAGGAGGUAGAUGCUGUGGACAAUGGCAUCUCUCAGUGGGAAGAGGGGGAGCCUCGAUACGCCCUGACCACUACACUCAGUGCCCGGGUUGCUCGGCUCAAUCCCACUUGGAACCAGCCCAACCAAGACACUGAGGCAGGGUUCCGGUGUGCAAUGGAUCUGGUACAAGAGGAAUUUCUGCAGAGACUAAAUUUUUACCAGCACAGCUGGCUGCCAGCCCGGGCCUUGGUAGAGGAGGCCCUGGCCCAGCGGUUCCAGGUGGACUCAAGUGGGGAGAUAGUGGAACUGUCGAAGGGCGGGUGCCCUUGGAAGGAGCAUCUGUUCCACCUAGAAUCUGCCUUGUCCCCCCCAGUCGCCAUCACCUUUGUCAUCUACACUGACCAGGCCGGAAAGUGGCGAGUCCAGUGUGUACCCAAGGAGCCUCACUCAUUCCAAAGCCGACUGCCCCUACCAGAGCCAUGGCGGGGACUUCGGGAUGAGGCCCUGGACCAAGCCAGCGGGAUCCCUGGCUGUAUCUUCGUCCACGCCAGUGGCUUCAUUGGUGGGCACCACACUCGAGAGGGUGCCCUGAACAUGGCCCGUGCCACUCUUGCCCAGCGCCCAGCACCCAUGCCUCUUGCGAAUGCUGUAGUCCAAUAAAAUGUGUUCACCUCUGACUGACCCAGUACCUUAUCCACCAACCUGGGAAUUUCCUCAGACCUGGUGAGUGCAGCAUCCCAUGUGCAGGACCCUCUGCCCGGCAUCUCCUUGCUGCUUCUCAGCUUUGCUUUUUAAAUCAUUUGACAACCAUCUCAUGGGACGGAGAGGUGGCUCAGUAA
Acomys russatus (golden spiny mouse) is the source of this 1340-nucleotide messenger RNA. RefSeq names its product MYG1 exonuclease (gene Myg1). The record is from RefSeq and is a predicted model, not a curated record. NCBI's taxonomy places the organism in Eukaryota, Metazoa, Chordata, Mammalia, Rodentia, Muridae. The transcript has 7 exons. Bases 16 to 1161 code for a protein of 381 amino acids. Gene Ontology annotation, cellular component: nucleus; cytoplasm.